Molecule: messenger RNA, 2230 nt
Organism: Mauremys mutica (yellowpond turtle)
Lineage: Eukaryota; Metazoa; Chordata; Testudines; Geoemydidae
Product: carcinoembryonic antigen-related cell adhesion molecule 1-like
Exons: 9
Coding region: 208-1329 (373 amino acids)
Source: RefSeq, a predicted model, not a curated record
GGGUCCCCUCCCCUCCCAUGGGCCCCUGGGGAAGUGGGCUUGUGGUUGAAGUGUGAUGCACCCCCAGAAGGGGAACUGAACGGCUGAGGCUCAGCUGGGGCCAGAAGAGACCCAGAGGGUGGAAAUGCUCCUCUCCAGGGAGGGAGGAAGGACUCCCUGGCCUGAUACUGUUUGGAGGCUGCAGAGACACUUGACCAGGGGGUGCUCAUGAGAGGUUCUCCCAUCCCUGUAACGUUCCCAUGGGCUGGAAACAAGCCAUUCUGCACUGGACAGCGGCGUGACCGCAGUGUUGCAGCAGGACCCCUGCGGAGAGUUGGCUGGAUGCUGCCUGCGCGCCCAUUGCCUGGGCUGGGAGGUGUGAUCUCUGCUCCAGGUACCAUGGUGACUGACAGACAAGCCUCCGUCCUGGGCUCCUGCCUCCAGCCGGCGCCGGCCCAGACCCCAGUGACCAUCGUCCUCACCCCGCCGAGCCCCGCGCUGGGAGGGGGCGUCAGCCUGGCCCCGCAGCCAACGCCACAGGACUUGCGGUCCUGCAGCUGGUACCGAUCAGCGCCCGCUGCUGAACCCAGCCGGAUCCUCACCUACUACCCAACCCCCCUGGUUCAGCAGAACGGCCCGGCCCACACGGGGCGGGAGACAGCGGGGCCGGGCUGCGUCCUGCACAUCGCGGGGUUAACGCUCAGCGACACCGGGAACUACACGGUGCAGAUACUGAGCCCGACCAGCCCCGGCCUCGGCUCGGUGCAUCUGCGCGUCUCUGAAAUCCUGCCCAAGCCCACGGUGACGCCCGGCCAAAUCCAGGUGCUGGAGGACGGGACCUUCACCCUCAGGUGUAACAGCUCCCCCAGCGCCGACACCGUGCUCUGGCUCCGGGACGGGGCGUCCCUCGCGCCCAGUGAGCGGCUGGGGCUGUCCGCUGACAACCGGACCCUCACGGUGCUGGGUGUCACCCGGGGCGACGCUGGCACCUACCAGUGCGAGGUCGGGAACCCCGUCAGCACUGAACGCAGCGAGCCCAGCACCGUGACGCUGGCCUUCUCUCCUCCAGACGCCCCUCGUCCAGGUCUCUCUACUGGGGCCGUUGCCGGGAUCAUCAUCGGGUCACUGGCCGGGGUAGCGCUGGUCGGAACCGGGGUCUAUUUCCUCUGUUCAGGCCACCGGAGCAAGACCCCCAGGCGGAGCGAGAUGACCCCCCCAGAGUACGAGAACCUGCCCCCUGCAGCCCGGGCGGGCCCAGUGGCCCCACCUGGGAGCCCCCCUGACACCAGCCCCACGUAUGAGAUGCUGCAGCCCGGACAGCGGGACGUGUACGACCAGCUGCGGAGAUGAGCCCCCCAGUGCCCUGGUGCAUGCUGGGAAGACCCCUGUAUUGGGGGUGGGGGUGUCAGUCCCACCUGCUCUUUUACAGCCAUUUUGCUAAGUUCCCUACCCCCCACCCCACCCUGGGGGGGUCACUAGUCCUGGGGGGCUCUGGGACAGGCUGGCAUCCAGCCUGGGGGGGAGGGGCCCCCCCUCAGCCUUUGGACCCAGCCAAGGGCCAAGGAAGCGGCUGGAGGAGAGAGACGCUGGGGUCCCGCUGCGGGGGGGCUCCCCGAGGUCUCUCCCCAGGGGGCCCCUGGCUGACCCCAGAGCGGUUGCAGUGUCACAGGAACCCAGCGCAGCCCUGGCCAUGUGCCCCCAUGGGGGGGGGGGGCGAGCGCAGCCGUGGGGUCUGGGAGCGCAGGAGAGGGGGGCGAGCCAGGGGCUCUGCUGUCUGUGAGCCAGGCCGGAUGGGACCAGUCCCUCAGUCUGAGCUUCUGUGUCCCACCAGCCCCCCAGCCCCCACUGGCUCCACCCAGCGCCCGAAGUCAGAGCAAAGUGUCACUGCCCCCAGGGCCCAGCCUGUUCUGUGCGACGGGCGGGGCCCGGAGGGAGCAGGUGCCGCAGGGCGGGGGAUGGAGUGACAGAGACCCAGAGACCCCCGGCCAGUGACCCGCCCCCCCCCCCACGCUGCAGAGGGAGGGGAACCCCCCACGGGCCCUGCCAAUCUGAGCGGGGGGAAAAACCUUCCUGAGCCCAGACAUGGUGACCAGCUGGACACGACGUGUGAGCAAGGACCAGCGAACCCAGCACCGGUGAGAGAUGCUCGGUGCCACGCAGAGCCCAGGCCCCCCAGGUCCGGUGCCGAGGCCAGGCCAGGCCACCUCCGUGCUUCGCAGGAAGGAGAUGAUAACCUCCCAGAAUAUAUAUA